GAUGGAAAGUUGUUCCUUCUCAUCUAGCUAUAUAAUUCAACUGUUGUAUGCUCUGGUUGACAAUUGAUCAAUUUAUUGAAAAGAGGGCAAUUGGUAGACGUUGGAUCGCAAGUUACGAAAUUUCAAGAAAAUGUCAGGUGAAAGUCCAGAACCCCCGGUCCAUUGGUCCGUCGUCCUCUUCCCAGGCUUCCAAGCCCUCGACGUCUUUGGACCUCUCGACAUCCUGAAUCUAGUCGCUCGCUACAAAAAAAUCGAACUCUCUAUCAUCGCCGCAACCCUAGACCCCGUAUCAACCGAUGUCGCUCCACUGUUUCCUGGAAGACAAGACGUUUGGAAUCUCGCCGGAUCCAAAAUCGGACAAUCAGUCGUACCAACACACACAUUUGACUCUCCACCAGAGAAGAUUGAAGUGCUACUCAUACCCGGUGGAGGUGGUACGCGCAGUCGACCAUCAGCCGAACCAGUGGUUGAAUUCAUUAAGAAGAUUUUCUCUUCUAUCCGAUAUUUACUCACUGUAUGUACGGGUUCGGGUCUUGCUGCUCGAGCGGGUGUGCUAGAUGGUAAGCGGGCGACUAGUAACAAGCGUGCUUGGAAGGAGGUUACGGCACUUCGUACGGAACCUAUAUGGGUUCAACGGGCUCGUUGGGUUGCGGAGGGGAAUAUUUGGAGUUCAUCUGGAAUUAGUGCGGGGAUGGAUAUGAUGUUUGCAUACGUGGAGUAUAUCUGGGGGAAGGAGUUUGCGAAUACUAUAGCCAAGAGGAUGGAGUAUAUCCGGAAUGAGGAUUGGGAUAAUGAUCCUUUCUGGGAGGUGAUGAAUGAAUAGGGUAGGUAUAUGUUGUCAUGGAUAUUAGCAAGGACCGAGCAAUUAUUACAGGCCAUGUUUGAGAUUGUGCCAUUGAGCAAGUGGGAACAAAAUUUUCUUCGGAA
Molecule: messenger RNA, 927 nt
Organism: Talaromyces stipitatus ATCC 10500
Lineage: Eukaryota; Fungi; Ascomycota; Eurotiomycetes; Eurotiales; Trichocomaceae
Product: ThiJ/PfpI family protein
Exons: 2
Coding region: 131-823 (230 amino acids)
Source: RefSeq, a predicted model, not a curated record